AUGGCAACAACACGUCCUUUCCAGAACAAUGCGACCAGUGCAUCCCAACUCCCAUCAUAUCUCAUAUCUGAAGGACAAUGUGCCACAGAUUCCAAUAGGGAGGGAAAACAGAUCCUUUGGCCCCUGAGGGGUAAGGUGUGUGUGCUCAAAAGCGAACCCAAUCGCCUUGAUGAGGAACAGCAGAACCGAUCCAACAAGCAGACAAGAGCAUUCAUCGGUCUGGGUCUCACUCUAAAAUUUGCGGAUGGAAUUGAGUCCAAGCACAAGGGUAUGUUGGAGACCGUGGAUAUGUUGAAGAAAGGAAAGGGAGAAGUCCUGUGCGGAAGGAAUUUUGUGGCUGCGCGAGAAUUGAUUAUGUAA
This is a messenger RNA of Penicillium subrubescens, 360 nucleotides long. RefSeq lists its product as uncharacterized. The coding region runs from base 1 to 360 and encodes 119 amino acids. The transcript has 2 exons. The record is from RefSeq and is a predicted model, not a curated record. Lineage: Eukaryota; Fungi; Ascomycota; Eurotiomycetes; Eurotiales; Aspergillaceae.